AUGUCUGGUUUUGUAUUUUAUCAAGAAAAUCCGUGGCUGUCCUCAAGAUUUUUUGUUUUCCCCUUGUUUUUGCUUACUGUUUUCUUGAUCAGGAAGUGGUUUAACCCCUCAAAAACCCCUUUAAACCACCCACCAUCUCCACCAAAACUCCCAAUAAUUGGAAAUCUGCAUCAAAUUGGGUUGAAUCCCCAUAGAACUCUUCAAUCCUUAGCCCAAAAGCAUGGCUCCCUGAUGCUUCUUCAUCUGGGCAACGUCCCCAUUCUUGUUGUGUCAUCAGCCGAUGCAGCUCGAGAAAUUAUGAAAACCCAUGAUCCCAUUUUCUCAAACAGGCCUAAAUCAAGUGUAGCAAGUGGGAUUUAUGAAUGCAAAGAUAUAGCAUUUUGUCCCUAUGGUGAAUACUGGAGGCAGGUAAAGAGUAUUUGCGUUUAUCAGCUUUUAAGCAAUAGAAAAGUACAGUCUUUUCGAAAUGUUAGAGAGGAAGAAAUUUCUCUUAUGGUUGAGAAGAUUAAAGAAUUGGGUUUUUCGAAUGUGACGAUUAAUUUGGGUGAGAUAUUUGCAUCACUUGCAAAUGAUGUGAUUUGUAGAGUGGCAUUAGGCAGGAAAUACAGUGAUGGAGAAGGUGGGAUAAAAUUUAAGGAGGUUUUGGAGACUUUGGGGGAAUUAUUGGGUGCUUUUGAUGUAGGAGAAUUCAUUCCAUGGCUUGUUUGGACGAAAUAUAUUAAUGGUAUGGAUUCAAAAGUGAAGAAAGUUGCUAAAGAUCUUGAUGAGUUUCUUGAAAGUGUAGUGCAAAUGCACAUUGAUGAGAAGAGAAGAAAGGGGAAUAAUGAUGAGAAAAUGCAAGAUUUUGUGGAUGUUUUGCUUGAAAUUCAGGAAAAAAAUGAGACUGGAUUUGUUCUUGAUGGAAUCUCUGUUAAAGCUCUCAUCUUGGACAUGUUUGCAGCUGGGACUGAUACAACAUUCACACUUCUUGAGUGGACAAUGUCUGAACUCAUAAGGCACGAUCAUAUUAUGAAGAAAUUGAAGAAUGAAGUGAGCAAUAUUGCAGGAUGCAAAUCACAUAUAACAGAAGAUGAUAUAGACAAACUGCAAUACUUGAAAGCAGUCAUAAAAGAGACUCUAAGGCUGCACACUCCACUCCCGUUGCUCGUUCCCCGAGAAUCGACCCAAGAUGUUAAACUGUUAGGCUAUGACAUUGCAGCUGGGACACGAGUGAUCAUCAAUGUUUGGGCCAUCGGUCGAGAUCCAUCUUUAUGGGAAAAUCCAGACAAGUUUUGGCCUGAAAGAUUCUUGAACAGCCCUAUAGAUUUCAAAGGGCAACAUUUCGAGUUAACUCCGUUUGGUGCAGGUCGAAGAAGCUGUCCUGGUGCUGCAUUUGCCAUGGGAAUAGUUGAGCUUGCACUGGCAAAUCUUGUUGUGAACUUUGAUUUUUCAUUGCCUGGUGGAGUAAGUGGGGAGGAUUUGGAUAUGACUGAAGGCGAUGGUAUUACUGUGCAUAAAAAAUUCCCUUUAACUGUUUUGGCAAGUUUUAACUCUAUAUGA
This is a messenger RNA of Fraxinus pennsylvanica, 1539 nucleotides long. NCBI's taxonomy places the organism in Eukaryota, Viridiplantae, Streptophyta, Magnoliopsida, Lamiales, Oleaceae. The record is from the annotation of a GenBank genome assembly.